AUGUCCCCCAAUGAUGUAUCGACGGGCGGCACAGCUGUUGCAUCCAAGCAGUGCACCGUGAAUGGCACCUGGUGGCGGGAGAACCUAACCAACCAGGAGUGGACAGACUACACUACGUGUGUGCAUUUACAGGGAUUCAAGACUUUGUACUAUGUAGGUGUAUCCUGCAACAUCUUUAGUCUGGCCCUUCUACUGCCUGCGUGUGUGGUGUUUGUGCUGUAUAGGCAGCUGCGGACACAGCAUCGCAUACAGAUCCACCUGAACCUGUUCCUGUCGUGUGUCAUGACGAACGUGUUGAUGGUACUGUGGGAACAUCUAGUCUACAACGACCGUAUAGAAAAUCCAACAGAAAGUGGUCCGCUGCUUCCAGUGCUGAUAUACGCAGCGAUCAGAGCGGUCAGGGGUGAUAAAGGCUGCUGGGUCCAAAAUGCUGGCAGCUUUGAAUGGCUCGUGUACGUUCCAAACCUUCUUUGUAUCCUGGUUAACGUUUUCUUCCUUCUCGGGAUUCUGAAAAUAUUGUUGACCCAGCUGCAAUCUCACCCAAAUGAGCCCAGCAGUUACAGGCGAGCGCUCAAGGCCACCUUUGUGUUGGUUCCGUUGUUUGGUCUUCAACUAUUCCUGGUAGUCUACAGGCCGAUCACAGACAGUUUCUGGACACAGAUGUAUGAAAUCUUCGCCAAAGUUAUCACCAAUACGCAGGGUGCUGUUGUGGCUCUUCUCUUUUGUUUCUUCAACGGCGAGGUGAGUGAAAGAUGGAACACAGAUUAA
Haliotis rubra (blacklip abalone) is the source of this 768-nucleotide messenger RNA. RefSeq names its product calcitonin gene-related peptide type 1 receptor-like. Gene Ontology annotation, cellular component: plasma membrane. The transcript is spliced from 9 exons. Gene Ontology annotation, biological process: cell surface receptor signaling pathway; adenylate cyclase-modulating G protein-coupled receptor signaling pathway. The record is from RefSeq and is a predicted model, not a curated record. The coding region runs from base 1 to 768 and encodes 255 amino acids. Gene Ontology annotation, molecular function: G protein-coupled peptide receptor activity. NCBI's taxonomy places the organism in Eukaryota, Metazoa, Mollusca, Gastropoda, Lepetellida, Haliotidae.